Messenger RNA from Drosophila suzukii, 2805 nucleotides. Lineage: Eukaryota; Metazoa; Arthropoda; Insecta; Diptera; Drosophilidae. The record is from RefSeq and is a predicted model, not a curated record.
AGUAAACAGACGAAUGUUCUCUUGCUGCGACUAAAACCAGAUCAAAUUUGUUCUCAAACAGUUUUCUUAAACCUAAGUGCUAUGGUCGACCCCAGUGUUCAUCCACAAUAUCGUGGAGCGUUAGUCACCGACGAUAAGAUGAGCGGUACUCCGCGUUAUAAUCAUGGUUCUACUGGCCGCAGUAGUCGUUUCAGAGAGGAACUGCAAGAAUUUAGCAAAGAGGACCAAGAAGUGGGUUCAAUCACUAGCAACGUUUGCACAAACAAAUUACGUGCUUACCGACCAUCCAUAAAUGCUGAUAAGUAUUUUGCUAAAAGGAUCAAGAAAUCAGCAGAAGACUCGAAUAUAAGCUGCAUUGACGGUUUCAGAGAGGAACUGCAAGAAUUUAGCAAAGAAGAUCAAGAAGUUGGUUCAAUCACUAGCAGCGUUUGCACAAGCAAAUCACGUCCUUACCGACCAUCCAUAAAUGCUUAUAAGUAUUUUGCUAAAAGGAUCAAGAAAUCAGCAGACGUCUCUAAUAGUAGCCGCAUUGAUGGUUUCAGAGAGGAUCUGCAAGAAUUUAGCAAAGAAGACCAAGAAGUGGGUUCAAUCACUAGCAACGUUUGCACAAGCAAAUCGCGUCCUUACCGACCAUCCAUAAAUGCUGAUAAGUAUUUUGCUAAAAGGAUCAAGAAAUCAGCAGACGUCUCCAAUAGUAGCCGCAUUGACGGAGAGGAGCUGCAAGAAUUUAACAAAGAAGACCAAGAAGUGGGUUCAAUCACUAGCAACGUUGGCACAAGCAAACCACGUCCUUACCGACCAUCCAUAAAUGCUGAUAAGUAUUUUGCUAAAGGGAUCAAGAAAUCAGCAGACGACUCGAAUAAAAGCAGCAUUGACCGAGAGGAACUGCAAGAAUUUAGCAAAAAAGACCAAGAAGUGGGUUCAAUCACUAGCAACGUUGGCACAAGCAAACCACGUCCUUACCAACCAUUCAUAAUUGCUGAUAAGUAUUUUGCUAAAGGGAUCAAGAAAUCAGCAGACGACUCGAAUAAAAACAGCAUUGACGGAAACCCUGAACUAGGCAAACCAACCGGCAGUCAGCUGCACAAAAGACGACCAACGAUAAAUAUCGUUCAGGGAAAUUUACCGACCACCGAUCGGGAUGUACCCAUUAAUUCUUCCACGAGCUUUAUCCCAAUGGAUGAAAUUGUAUUUGAUGAUUUGCCCUUUCCUCCAGUCCCGAGUCAGAGCUCUGAACCUCGCUUUAGCUCUCAACAGAGUUCUCCGACAGCAAAGGACAAAUCUUCUCCAAAAGCGGUCAGGUAUAGCUUGAGUACAAGCUCAGAUAGUGAUGGUAAGAUUUUGCCUGACCUUGAGAAUAGCUCUACUGGCGGUCUGAACCCAAAUACUAAUUACUUCGGGGAUACUUCGGAGAAUGAGGAUGGGGAGAAGGAUGAUGGAAAACAAACCGGGAAAAGUAUAUGGUCUGAGAUGGAAAUCUCCGACAGCAGUGGCGAAGAAACUGCCCAAAUUGAGGGCGCUCAACUGUCCAUUGAAGAGCAACAGCGCCAAAUGUUGGGAAACAAGUUGACGGCAAAGUUCCGUGCCACCCUACCGGCUGAAAACUCAGCCCAUCUUGAUGAUCAAUCGCAGUAUCUAAAAAUGCCCCAUUUCAUAGCCGUAGAAUCCAAGGCCUACGUGGCUAAAGACUUUAAAAAUGCCAUGACUUCGGAGGAUUUGAAAGACGAACAGGCUCGCGAGGACUUUAAAAAUCGUCUAAAAACUACAGUGAGGUGGAGGGAGGAUGAAAAUAAGAUCAAGGAGUCGAAUUCUAGGAUUGUUCGCUGGUCCGAUGGCAGCGAGACCUUUCAUGUGGGCGGCGAAGUCUUCGAUGUGAUGCACCACCCGGUGACAAAUGACCAAAACCACAUGUAUGUUCGCCUGGAGAGCUUCUACCAACCUCAGGUACCGAUCAAGGACAAGAUGACACUGCGUCCCAAACUGGACUCCGAAUUCGGACAGACUCAUGUCCAGGGUAUGCGUAAUCGCGCCGUGAAUAAACCGCAGACGGGCGUCAAGGUGCUGAUGAACACGGAUGUUGAUCCUGCCCAGGAUCAUGAGCGUCGCGUCAAGCAGGAACUGGCCCAGUUGCGUCUCGAGGAGCGUGAGAAGCGUCGCGAGACUCAGAUGAAUCGACGCAAGCCGCCGGCUAGGCCCAUGCGUCACUGCACCGCAGAUGAUACGGAUCCGGAUAGCGAUAUGGACAUCAACCAAAAUCAGUCAGAUGUAGAAGGGUCAAACGAUGAGGACAACUACUCUAAGGUCAACUUGGCGGCAGCUUCCGAUGACGAUUUGUCCGAUGAACCCCGUUGCAGCACUUCCAAGGGCAAGAAGAUUCUCCCAUCGGAUUCCGACGAGUCUUUCCAGAGCCCAAGUGCUGGACGCAAGGCCAAACCGAUGGUCUAUACCGAUUCCGAUUCAUCGUACUAGAGGGUUAACAUCCGCUCUGUACGAAAUUCCAAUAAACAUAAUGCAUUAGCCAGCCCACAACAAAGAGUAUAGCUGCAACUGAUAAUUAAUUAACAAUUUCUCGCCCCCACGCUGGGCGGCACGGCCAUUGCCGUAAUUAGUGGGCGUGGCAGUGCAGUGUAGCACACAUUAGUAGCCGGCACAGAAAUUGCUUAAGGUCACAAUGGGGUCGUGAUUGCAGCGAGGAGCACUCUAACCCGAAUGCCAUUGUCCGGCUGCCAAACUGGCAGGCAUUCCAACGCCCAAAGCAAUUAGUGGCUAGGUGCACGGGAUGGCUGCCUGGUGUUUUUGGGAGAU